AUGACUAUAAUGAAGCAUUGCAAGAAAAGUAUCCAGAGAACUGGCAAGAGCAACCUUUUGAUGGUCAAAUUGCAUAUGAUAUUGGUGGUGGCUUGCCGCAUGGUCGUGCAUGCAAUAGGAAAUGGUGCUGUCAACAUGGUUACAAUAAUUGAUGCUGCCAAGGCAAGUGGAACAAGGCCAGCAACCUCAAGGGCUUUUCAAACCCUGUUGGCAAGAUAUGAGAAUGCUGCAUUGACUCGAGAUGUGAAGCGUAAUGGUUGUGUACUUGAGCUCAUUCUUAACAAAGUACAAAUAGAGAUACCACCAGACCUGCUUCAGGUAGAAGAAAAUGACAUGGGAGGGACUAUAGAUGGAUCAUCUCGUGCUUCAGCCAACCUGGACAUGGACAACAGUGAUGGCCAUUGA
Molecule: messenger RNA, 405 nt
Organism: Miscanthus lutarioriparius
Lineage: Eukaryota; Viridiplantae; Streptophyta; Magnoliopsida; Poales; Poaceae
Source: the annotation of a GenBank genome assembly